AAAUAAUUUAGAAGAAUGACUGAGAAUUUCUGUGUCGAAAAUCUUACUUCCGGGUUGGUACAAGACUCGGCUGGUUUUUUUCGAUCGUGGAUCUAAUGAUGUAGACGAGAACGGAAGUCCUUAUAUGAGCAUUUCUCCCGGAAAAGCGCACCCGCGCAUACACAUUUGACCCUAGGAGAGCGAGACAGCGCACGUCAAUGUGCUUCAAAAUCGUUGCCAGCGCUGCAUAGGAUUUGUUUGAAAAUGCCUCCAAAUAAGUGCAUUUUUGGAUGUGAGGGAAAGUUUACCAUGUUCAGCUUCCCAAAGAACCCAGCGUUACAUGAACAGUGGAUGCAGUUUGUUUUUCCGGGGCAGCAACCUAGUGUAUCAAGUGCGUUUGUGUGUUCUGGUCAUUUUUGUGACAAAUGUUUUAUAAACAAAGCCCAAGUCGACGCUGGAUUUGCACAUCGUUUGCUAUUAAAACAUGGAGCCAUCCAUGUGAUUAAAGACCCCAUUCAUGUAAGUACAAUUAUGCUGUAAAUAAACCAGUGAGUUUCCUGUCUCCUGUAAUAGCGAGUGUGAUUGGAGGGUGUUGGGCCUCUUUCUCUCUCAUUAAGGAGAGAGUACUUGUACUUCUGUAUCAUAAGCGCGGAGAAGCUUGUGGGUGUUGAGUUAAUCAUGCUGAGGAUGAUGGGAAGAUGCCUGACACUCAUUUUAUUGUCUUCAGUUGUAAUGCUCAUCACAGCUGAUGAGAAGAAUGUGAGGUUGGUUGGUGGCAACCAUUCCUGUUCUGGUAGAGUGGAGGUGUUUCACAGAGGUCAGUGGGGAACAGUGUGUGAUAAUUACUGGGAUUUGGCUGAUGCUGCAGUGGUGUGUAGAGAGCUGGACUGCGGAGAACCUGUAGAUGCUCUUGGUGCUGCUCAUUUUGGACCAGGAUCAGGACCAAUCUGGAUGAAUUUUGUUGUGUGUGCUGGAUCAGAGUCUACACUGAAGAACUGUGGAUCAUCAGGAUGGAGAAAAAACUACUGUUCUCAUAAUAAAGAUGCUGGAGUCAUCUGCUCAGAUGUCCGGCUGGUUGGAGGUUCUCGCUGCUCUGGGAGGUUAGAGAUCCUUCAUAAUCAGACGUGGAUGUCAGUGUGUGACACUGUCUUUGACCAGCAGGAUGCAGAGGUUGUGUGUAGAGAGCUGGACUGUGGGGCUCCUGUACAGGUGCUGGGAGCAGCUGCUUUUGACAAAGGAGACGCUCAGAUGUGGACACAAGAGAUUCAGUGCAGAGGAAACGAAUCUCAGAUUCACCUUUGUCCAACAUCAUCCUCACAAAAACAAAAUUGUUCUUAUGUAAACAACAUUGCUUUGCUGUGUACUGAGAUAAUAAAAGUGAGGUUAGUUGGUGGUCACAGUCGCUGUGCUGGUAGAGUGGAGGUUCUUCAUAGAGGUCAGUGGGGAACAGUGUGUGGUGAUGGCUGGGAUUUGGCUGAUGCUGCAGUGGUGUGUAGAGAGCUGAACUGUGGAGAACCUGUAGAUGCUCUGAGUGCAGCUCAUUUUGGACUGGGAUCAGGACCAAUCUGGAUGAAACAUGCAAAAUGUACUGGAUCAGAGUCAACACUUAAGAAAUGUGGAUCGAUGUUUUCAGAUUUUCAUGACAAGUGUCGUGAAAAAAAUGCUCAAGUCGUUUGUUCAGAAGUCCGGCUGGUUGGAGGUUCUCGCUGCUCUGGGAGGUUAGAGAUCCUUCAUAAUCAGACGUGGAUGUCAGUUUGUGAUGCUGCCUUUGACCAGCAGGAUGCAGAAGUUGUGUGUAGAGAGCUGGACUGUGGGGCUCCUGUACAGGUGCUGGGAGCAGCUGCUUUUGACAAAGGAGACGCUCAGAUGUGGACACAAGAGAUUCAGUGCAGAGGAAAUGAAUCUCAGAUUCACCUCUGUCCAACAUCACCAUCACAUGAAAACAACUGUUCACAUGACAAUGAUGUUGGACUGAUGUGUGCAGGCAGCAUGAGAGUGAGGUUGGUUGGUGGUCACAGUCGCUGUGUUGGUAGAGUGGAGGUGUUUCACAGAGGUCAGUGGGGGACAGUGUGUGAUGCUGGUUGGGAUAUGGCUGAUGCUGCAGUGGUGUGUAGAGAGCUGGACUGUGGAGAACCUGUAGAUGCUCUGGGUGAUUCUUAUUUUGGACCAGGAUCAGGACCAAUCUGGACAAAUCUGAAGUUAUGUACUGGAUCAGAAUCUACGCUAAAGAACUGUGGAACAGUGGAAUGGGGUUUAUUUCAAUGUGAUCAUACUAAAGAUGCUGGAAUCAUAUGCUCAGGCGUCAGGCUUAUUGGAAACUCCAGUUGUUCUGGGAGCUUAGAGAUACUUCAUGAUCAGACGUGGAUGUCAGUGUGUGACACUGUCUUUGACCAGCAGGAUGCAGAGGUUGUGUGUAGAGAGCUGGACUGUGGGGCUCAUGUACAGGUGCUGGGAGCAGCUGCUUUUGACAAAGGAGACGCUCAGAUGUGGACACAAGAGAUUCAGUGUAGAGGAAAUGAGUCUCAGAUUCACCUCUGUCCAACUUCCUUACACAAAGACAGUUGUUCACGUGAUGAUUAUCAGAAGCUUUUCUGUGCUGAUAAAAAGAAUGUGAGGCUGGUUGGUGGUAACAGUCGCUGUGCUGGUCGAGUGGAGGUUCUUCAUAGAGGUCAGUGGGGAACAGUGUGUGAUCUUGGUUGGGAUAUGCCUGAUGCUGCAGUGGUGUGUAGAGAGCUGGACUGUGGAGAACCAGUAGAUGCUCUGGGUGAUGCUCAUUUUGGACAAGGAUCAGGACCAAUCUGGAUGUAUCUUGUAUUAUGUACUGGAUCAGAGUCUACACUGAAGAACUGUGGGUCAACAGGAUGGAGCAAACACGACUGUACUCACAAAUCUGAUUCUGGAAUAAUCUGUUCAGACUAUGAUGAUGUGGGGGAGGAGUCACACAAAGAAGGAGGGGCUAUAUGACUCAAUGGCCACACCUUCUGCCUCUGUUCAUGAAAUCAUAUUACAGUUACUGGAGAUGCUGGGAGCUUCUCAUAUUGCUACUAAUGCAUCAAUGCCUUAUGUUUUUAUGUUAUUUUAAAUAUUUUUGUAUGAAAAGUAAGAUGCUUUGCAAAAUUCAGUAUCAACAAAUUUAAAUAUUUUUAUUUUUAUUUUAUUUUAUUUUAUUUGCCUUUAUUUAACCAGGAGAUAACCUCACUGAGAAUAAGAAUCUCUUUUACAGGAGUGUCCUGGCCAAGAUAGGCGGCCCAGUUAUAUAAAAACAUAUAUGACAAACAACAAUACGUCACAACAGUAAGAUAUCAAUAAAAUAUAACACUUUAGCAUUUGCUAUUUUAUUACUAUUUUGAUAUCAAUGCUUUUCACCUAAUAAACAAAAUAUAUAAUUUCAACAUCA
Messenger RNA from Carassius carassius (crucian carp), 3376 nucleotides. Its product is annotated as deleted in malignant brain tumors 1 protein-like. The coding region runs from base 658 to 2943 and encodes 761 amino acids. Lineage: Eukaryota; Metazoa; Chordata; Actinopteri; Cypriniformes; Cyprinidae. The transcript is spliced from 11 exons. Gene Ontology annotation, cellular component: membrane. The record is from RefSeq and is a predicted model, not a curated record.